Molecule: messenger RNA, 2940 nt
Organism: Anguilla anguilla (European eel)
Lineage: Eukaryota; Metazoa; Chordata; Actinopteri; Anguilliformes; Anguillidae
Gene: coro6
Product: coronin 6
Exons: 11
Coding region: 298-1707 (469 amino acids)
Biological process (GO): cell migration; actin filament organization
Molecular function (GO): actin filament binding
Source: RefSeq, a predicted model, not a curated record
GCCGCAGCUCAUCGGAAAAUAGACGCAUCGUCCCUCGAUCCGCCGCUUAUCCAACUCUCCACACCCCUCCCCCUUCUCCGUCCCCCAUUCUCUAUUCGCCCUCUGCGCAGGGGUACUGCACGUAGUUGAAUCUCAGUCCUGCCUGGAGAGCCACCACCGACCACACCAAACUGGACUACUGGGACUCUAUUACAAGAAUAAAUCGGCAGCCGAGGGGGUUAGCAACAGAGCAAGAAAGCGACGGAGGUAGAAUAGGAACGGCGAACGACCCGUGAAUAUUCCAAAAUCCGAGGAGUGAUGAGCCGCAGUAUCGUACGUCAGAGUAAGUUCAGACAUGUCUUUGGCCAGGCGGCCAAGUCGGAGCAGUGCUAUGACGACAUCCGCGUCUCCAAGGUGACGUGGGACAGCUCUUUCUGCGCCGUCAACCCCAAGUUCUUGGCCGUGAUCGUGGAGUCCAGCGGCGGGGGGGCCUUCCUCGUCUUGCCACUCUCAAAGGCAGGUCGCGUGGACAAGAACUACCCCCUGGUGGUGGGACACACGGGCCCCGUGCUGGACAUUGACUGGUGUCCCCACAAUGACAACAUCCUGGCCAGCGCCUCCGAGGACUGCACCGCCAUGGUCUGGCAGAUCCCUGACCACACCCCCACACGGGCGCUGUCAGAGGCAAUCGUGACCCUGGAAGGGCACUCCAAACGUGUGGGAAUCGUCAGCUGGCACCCCACUGCCCGCAAUGUUCUCCUUACUGCAGGCAGUGAUAAUUUGAUCAUCAUCUGGAACGUGGGCACGGGGGAGCCCCUGAUCUCCAUGGACGACCACCCCGACCUCAUCUACAACGUCAGCUGGAACCACAACGGCAGCCUCUUCUGCACCACCAGCAAGGACCGCAGGCUGCGCGUCUGUGACCCCCGCAAGAGGGAAGUGGUGGCGGAGAGGCUGGCUCCUCACGAGGGCAUCAGGCCAAUGCGCGCCAUCUUCACCAGAGAGGGGAACAUCUUCAGCACAGGAUUCACCCGCAUGAGCCAGAGAGAGCUGGGGCUUUGGGACCCGACAAAUUUUGAGGAGCCUAUUGCCCUGCUGGAAAUGGAUACAAGCAAUGGAGUCCUGUUGCCAUUUUACGAUCCUGACACCAACAUAGUUUACCUGUGUGGAAAGGGUGACAGCAGUAUCCGGUAUUUCGAGAUCACAGAAGAGCCCCCUUACGUGCACUACCUCAGCACCUUCAGCAGCAAGGAGCCCCAGAGGGGCAUGGGCUUCAUGCCCAAGAGAGGGGUGGAUGUCAGCAAGUGUGAGAUCGCCAGGUUAUACAAACUCCAUGAGAGGAAGUGUGAGCCAAUCAUGAUGACAGUUCCUAGAAAGUCGGACCUGUUCCAGGACGAUCUGUACCCCGACACCGCAGGCCCAGAACCAGCCAUGGAGGCCGAGGAGUGGCUGGAGGGGCGGGACGAGGACCCCAUUCUCGUGUCCCUGCGGGGCGGCUACAUCCCCCCCAAGAGCAGGGAGCUCAAGGUGGCCAAGAAGAACGUUCUGGACUCCCGGCCUGCUGCAAAACGGAGCAUGUCAGCCUGCGACGGCAGCAACCUGCCGCCUCAAUUACUAGAGAAGCUCCUGGAGGAGGUUCAGAUGCUGAAGGCCACAAUCCUGUCUCAGGAAAAACGAAUCUGUGACCUGGAGAACAAGCUCUCCAAAUACACCAAUGGCACCGCAUAACUCCAUUCAAGCUCCACCCCCUCCCCUGCUUCCUCAUCUCAUGACCCCCCCCCCCCCCCCCAGCCUUUAGGAUUGCACUGCCUGACCUGACCCCAUCCACCACCCAUAUUAUACCCUCCCUAAAUUACACCCCUGCCCCCCCCACCUCCCUUCCCCCUGCCCGACGGCACUGCUGAAUUGUUUUUUAUUGUGGUGAAAUAUAAGCAUGUAACUGAAGGAUACCAUGGCAGUGGUGUGUACAUACACUUGCUACUCUUUAUAACUCCGUCAUCACUAGUCUAGAGCCCUGACGCUACACACUGCAGCCCAGACUCAUACCUCAACCUCAGGGAUAAUUCAACAGGAAUAGGACGUUGCUGACAUCACACAGAAACAAGAGAGGAGCUUUGCUAAUCAUGGAGUACAUUGCUAAUAAGAAACAGGACAGUGCCAGUGGUGAUUGCUGGAUACUUUCUAACUAUACUUCAGGGGCUCCUUAACAGUAUCUAGGCAGUAUAUCCAAAGAUAUCCACCAAUUAUCACUGCCAAUGUUUUAUUUGUUGUUACAAACAUACCUUGUGAUUGGUGGAGCUCAUUUCUGGCUUCUGUGGAAAAGCUGAUGGCACCAAUAUCCUAUUCCUUUUUUAUCAUCUCUGCUUAAAAUAUAGCCUCCCAAGCCUUCAUCCUACUGCCCUAAGAACAAGACAAAGACUGGACCUUUUGCAAAUGAUGAACAGAAUAUUGUAAAUAUUAAUGGAAAUGACAAGAAAAAUUUGAAAAACUAAAGUUACUUUGAAAAACAAACAAAACCAUAAAAUGACUAAAAAGAAGUUAGUUCUGUGUGUGUUCUGUAAAGGAUUGUCUGAGAGACACGAUAACAUCAAUAAAGAGCAAAGUUUUUUAAAAGAUUACAUUUCUAUUUUCUUGGCAGACCCUUUCUAUGCAAGUCAUAAUGAUAGGCAUAGUUGCCUAGUAGCCAUCUACACAAGCACAAUACAGCCAAAGACGGAUUUUAGUACAAAGCAAUAUAGUGGAAAGUUUUAAAAUAGCAGUUAGGUUCCUUUAUUUAUGUGAGCGAAAAUCAGUGUUAUUCUCAAUUCUUGGGGCCAAACUAUGGAAUCAGACAGUGAAACUUGUAUAGUAUGCUGUACGUGUACAUUUGAUGUAGGCCAGUUAGACAGGAGAUGAAUAGUCCUGGUCUGGCCUGUCUUUGAAUGAGAAGUGAAUCCUACAAUAAAGCCACGUUUUUGGAAA